AUGAAUGAUGAAUUUACAACAUAUAUUAUAGGAGAAGAUUCAAAAUUUGACUAUACUAAUCUCGAAUUAUAUGAUAUUGUAGUAAAAUUUAAAAUAACAUCAUUUUAUUAUUUGGAUAUAUCUGAAACUUUUGAAAUACCACAGCUUUUAGAAAAAAGAAAAACUAUCACUCCUAUUUUACCAAAUUCCUUAAAAUUAACAUUCUAUGUAGUUGAAAUAUGUGAUAAACCUAUAGCUGAACAACUAAACCCUAAAAUGGGCGAUAUACUUCUAGAAAGUGAUGUUUAUGAUGUUGAAUUUAGAGAAUAUAUUAAUCCAAUUUUAAAAUAUGAAAAAGAAAUCACAUUUAUUAAACCUCUUAAACCAACUAAAGAUGAUGAAAUAUUGGAAUUUUUUCUUUCAGAAAUAGCAUCCAUUCAGUAUCAACAAAGUGAUAAUAUGAAUUCAAAUCUAAAUAAAAAACAAAAAGAAGAAUUACAAACAUUAUAUAUAAAUCAAGAAAUAAUGAUUAUCAAAUACAAUGAGAUCAAGAAUGGAAUCAAAGAAGAAACUGAAAUCGAUCGAUUAAGAGAUUUUCAAUUCUGGUAUAUGCAAAUAACUGAUAGUCAAAAUCAGAUAAAAAAAUUAAAAGAAGAACUUCAAAAAAAGAGAAAAUAUAGAUUAGAUUUUCUAGCUAAUUAUGCUGCAGAAUUCAAUAGAAUUCAACAAGAAAUUCAAAAUGAAACAGAAAUAGAAAUAUUAAAAAAUUUCUGGUUAAAAGAAAUCACUAAAUCUAAAUUAGAAGAUGAAGAUAAACAAAAACUCAAUGAGCUCAGAGAAGAACAUAUCAGAGAAUUAAAACAAACACAAUCUGAAACAAAUGAUUUCAAUCAGAUAAGAGAUGGUAUAUGUGAUGAACCACAUUCACCAUCUUUAAAAGUUAAUAGAUAA
Messenger RNA from Cetraspora pellucida, 930 nucleotides. The record is from the annotation of a GenBank genome assembly. Lineage: Eukaryota; Fungi; Glomeromycota; Glomeromycetes; Diversisporales; Gigasporaceae.